This is a messenger RNA of Mesorhabditis spiculigera, 1770 nucleotides long. The record is from the annotation of a GenBank genome assembly. Lineage: Eukaryota; Metazoa; Nematoda; Chromadorea; Rhabditida; Rhabditidae.
AUGUCCGUCGGUCAGCCAUUGGAUGCUGAAACCGCGGCGCUGGUCACCGAGCUGCGCCAGAUGAAGGCGGAGCUGCUCGCGGAGGGGAACCUGUUGAAGGAGUUGAAUCGCCAAAACGAGGAGAUGGACGCGCAGAUCGAAGAGCUGACGCUGAGCGAGAGGAACCUCCGGUCCGAUCUGGCCGAGCUGCAGGAGAUCGAGAGUCGCCACCAGGGCCAGCUGCCGAUCGACACGCUGCGCAACCUGGACCACGUCUUGGAGUACGAGGCCGACUCCCAGGAGAAGGUGCGCCAGAAUGCGGUGACGCUCCGGCUGAUGGCCCACGAGCUCCUCCUCCGCACCAUCAUGAACGAGCGCGUCGCUGUUCGGGAGCUCGCCUCGCAGGAGGCGCAGUUCGAGCGCGACUGCAACGAUGCGAUGAGGGCACGGAAGCUGCUGGCGGAUGAGGUGGAGCGAAUGGCGCGGCAGUGUGAGGGCGGAAUGCUGAAGAAGAGGGACCUGUACAACGAGCUCGAGGCGAUGCACAGCGAGCAGGAGCAGCUCGAUGCCGAGAUCCGGCUCAUCGAGGCCGCCAUCUACCGCAUGAAGCUGUCGGCGCAACACAUUGGCGCGCCUGUGAAUUUUGGAUACAGUGGUGCCCUCGCCUCGGCCAGCGCCCCCGCCUUCACCACGUCAGCGGCCUGGGACUCGGAAGAGCUGAUCAUCGACCCGCUGUGCGGCCGCGACGCGCCCCCCUUGCUGAGCCCCUCCAUCCGCUCGACGUUGAACACCGCCCCCAAGCAGCCGCGCGGCCGUACCGUCGGCCCGGGGCGCAUCGCCCGCGCCGCCACCAGCCCGGUGGGACAUCAGGGCGCUCAGGGCGGUCAGCGGGCCCGUUUGCCCGGCAGCCGUCCGGUCGCGUCGCGUGACGCGAUGCAGAGCCUCCUUCGCACCCUGCAGCAGCAGGAAGUGGUCUCGACGUCGCGCGGGCGUGCCGUUAGCCCGGUCCAGAUUGGCGGCCCCGCCAGCCCUGUCGGUCAGCAAGGCGUUCAGCGGCAGCCAGCCACCGGUCCCGGAAAUGAAGCGAUGAAAAGCCUCCUUCGCACCCUCCAGCAGCAGCAACAGCCCGAGGCGGCUGCAGCUCCGCGCGCCAUCAGCCCGGUCCCGUCGGCUACGGGCCAAGCCGGCACCUCAACCCGCCGCCCAGCCGGAAGCCCGUCCCGUCGCAUCGCCAGCCCCUCGCGCGACGCCAUGCAGAACCUCAUCGCCCUGCUGCAGCCGAUCCAGAACCUGCAGCACGAACCGGAAGCCGGAGGGCAGAAGCCGGAACCAGGCCCGAACCCCGGCCAGCGUGCCACGGGCUCUGGCGCCCCGCUCGAGCGCUGGAUCAUUGAGAAAAAGGCGCCAUCCGUCACUCUGAAGGGCCCUUCCGGAGAUCUUCGCUAUUUGACGGUGUCGGCCCUCGACAUCCCGACGCCCCCGACGCCGCCGGAGGACGCCCUUCGCGAGCCGGUCACCCCGCAGGGCUCCUCGUUGGCCCCGGCGCGCUCGCCGCAGACGACCACGCAGCGCUCGUUGUACACCAGCAUAUCGUCGCCGCAGCUCAGCGCGCGCACCGGCAGCUCGACGACGACAGUGGAGAAUGUGCUGUCGACCACCACCGUCACGACGACCACCACCAGCCUGGUCGGCGACGGCGGCAAGCAGAGCGCUUUUGAGAAGUGGUUCGGCACUUUGAGCGUCGACCAGCGCCGUGCCUUCUACCGUGCCAUGGACCCGCCGAAGAAGCGC